AUGGCGCCAAGGAGGAACGCGCGCUGCUGGCGCCUACUGUGGCUGCUUUCGGUCUCCGCGCUUCUCCCCGCUGUCACCCGGACCCGCUCCGCGACAGAGUUGGCUUCCCAGGGCCACCUGGACCUCACGGAGCUCAUCGGUGUCCCAUUGCCCUCAUCUGUGUCCUUUGUCACGGGCUAUGGUGGCUUCCCAGCCUACAGCUUCGGGCCUGGUGCCAACGUCGGCCGCCCGGCCAGGACCCUCAUCCCACCUGCCUUCUUCAGGGACUUUGCCAUCAGUGUCACGGUGAAGCCCAGCAGUGACAGAGGCGGCGUACUCUUUGCUGUCACCGAUGCCUUCCAGAAGAUCAUCUACCUGGGCCUGCGGCUCUCGGGCGUGGAGGAUGGCCGCCAGCGGGUCAUCCUCUACUACACGGAGCCAGGCUCCCACGUGUCUCACGAGGCUGCUGCCUUCCUGGUGCCCGUGAUGACCCACAGGUGGACCCGCUUUGCGGUGGUUGUCCAGGGCGAGGAGGUGAUGCUCCUCGUGGACUGCGAGGAGCACAGCCACGUCCCCUUCCAGCGGUCCUCCCAGCCCUUGGCUUUUGAGCCCAGUGCAGGAAUCUUUGUGGGCAAUGCAGGAGCAACGGGGCUGGAGAGAUUCACCGGCUCCAUACAGCAGCUCACCGUCCACCCUGACCCCAGAAUCCCCGAGGAGAUGUGUGAAGCCGAAGAAUCCUCGGCUUCAGGAGAAGCCAGCGGGCUUCUGGAAACAGAGGGCGUCGCUGAGAUCUUGGAAGCUGUCACCUACACUCAAGCCCCGUCUAAAGAAGCAGAAGUUGAACCCAUAAACACACCUCCAACUCCAUCGCCUCCUUCUGAGGAUGCGGAGCUUUCUGGCGAGCCUGUACCUGAGGGGACUCCGGAAACCACCGACUUGAGUGUCGUCGUGCACAGAAGCCCUGAGCAAGGGUCUGGUGAGGUCCUGAAUGACACACUGGAGGGAGUUCAUACUAUGGACGGUGCCCCCAUUACAGAUGUUGGCUCUGGGGAUGGGGCCUUCAUUCAUGUCUCUGAAGAGGUGAGUUUGGCAGCCACAGCAGCAGUCGGGGAGGCUGAGGUGCCCACCAGCACUGCCAGGGAAGCAGAGACCAGCGGUGUGCCCACUGGGGGGCCAGCCCUCUCCUUGUCCACUGAGGUCAUGGGGGAAGGGGUCACUCUGGGUGCAGAUGCUGAAGAAGGCUCGGCAGCCGCUGCAGCUGGGGAGGCCGAGGUGCCCGGGAGCACCGCCGGGGAAGUGGAGGCUGGCAGUGUACCCAUGGGGGGAGCCACCCUCUCCACGGCCAUCCAGGACGCCGGGGAAGGGGUGACACGGGGUGCAGUCGGUGAAGGAAUGUUCACAACACCAGCAGCUGCAGCAGAAGUGCCCCUCAGCACUUCUGAGGAAGAGGAGACUCGCAGGCUCCCCACAGGUGGCCUGGUUCCCCCUACACCCACAGCGGCCCCUGAGCAAGCAGUCGCUUCUGGUUCUGGUGAUGAGGAGGACCUGGCAGCAGCCGCAAGAGAGGAGUCCCUGUCUGGGACUGUGGCAGAAGAGCUGGACAGCAGUCCCCCUGAGGGGCCACCACUGCCCAUACCCACAGUGGCUUCUGAAAGAGGGGUCACUCCAUCUCAGAGAGGCCUUGUGGGAAGGAAAGGGCAGGUUGGGCCCCAAGCAGAAAAGGCCGAAGCUGGGGAGGGGCUUCCCGGCCCCCCUGAACCUGCCAGGCCCACCGGACCCACGGUGGGAGCUGAGGCCGAGGGCUCCGGCCCGGGCUGGGGCUCGGACGGCGGCUCUGGCUCUGGUGACCCGGUGCGCGGUGAGGAGCUGUUAAGAGGUCCCCCAGGCCCCCCGGGCCCACCUGGCUCACCUGGGAUUCCAGGAAAACCAGGAACUGAUGUUUUCAUGGGACCCCCUGGAUCGCCUGGACAGGAUGGAGCUGCUGGUGAACCUGGGCCCCCGGGCCCUGAGGGACAGCCUGGAGCUGAUGGAGCCUCCGGCCUUCCUGGGAUGAAGGGAGAGAAGGGCGCAAGAGGGCCCAAUGGCUCAGUCGGUGAAAAGGGCGACCCUGGCAACAGAGGCUUACCAGGACCUCCAGGGAAAAAUGGACAAGUUGGCUCUCCUGGGGUCAUGGGACCCCCUGGGCCUCCUGGACCUCCAGGGCCCCCAGGCCCUGGAUGUGCAGCGGGACUUGGGUUUGAGGAUACUGAAGGGUCUGGAAGCAUCAGGCUGUUACAUGAACCCAGAAUCUCCGGACCAGUGGCUCCGAGUGGUCCCAAAGGAGAAAAAGGAGACCAGGGACCCAAGGGUGACAGAGGCAUGGAUGGAGCCAGCAUUGUGGGACCCCCUGGACCCAGAGGGCCGCCCGGUCGCAUCGAGGUCUUGUCCAGUUCCUUGACCAACGUCACCCACAGGUUCAUGAAUCUCUCGGACGUCCCUGAGCUCAUUGGGCCUCCGGGUCCGGAGGGCGUACCUGGGCUGCCAGGAUUUCCAGGCCCUCGAGGACCAAAAGGUGACACCGGUGUGCCUGGAUUUCCAGGACUGAAAGGAGAACAGGGCGAGAAGGGAGAGCCAGGUGCCAUCCUGACAGGGGACAUUCCUCUGGAACGGCUGCAGGGGAGAAAGGGUGAACCUGGAGUGCAUGGAGCCCCGGGACCAAUGGGGCCCAAAGGACCACCGGGACACAAAGGAGAGUUCGGCCUUCCCGGACGACCUGGUCGCCCGGGACUGAAUGGCCUCAAGGGCGCCAAAGGAGACCGAGGGAUCAUGAUGCCGGGCCCACCUGGCUUACCUGGUCCUCCAGGGCCCCCAGGACCCCCUGGAGCUGUGAUUAACAUCAAAGGAGCUGUCUUCCCCAUACCAGUCCGGCCACACUGCAAAACGCCGGCUGACACCACUCAUCCUGGGAAUUCAGAGCUCAUCACCUUUCAUGGUGUUAAAGGGGAAAAAGGAUCCUGGGGUCUUCCGGGCUCGAAAGGAGAGAAAGGCGACCAGGGGGCCCAAGGACCACCAGGCCCUCCGGUGGAUCCGGCUUACCUAAGACACUUUCUGAACAGCUUGAAGGGGGAGAAUGGAGACUGGAGGAUCAAGGGAGAAAAAGGAGACUUUCACGGUGACUUCUCUGUGUCGGGGCCUCCAGGCCCGCCAGGAAGUCCUGGCUUGGUUGGCCAGAAAGGGGAGACUGUCAUUGGGCCCCAGGGACCCCCGGGGGCUCCUGGCCUGCCUGGGCCUCCUGGCUUUGGAAGACCUGGAUCCCCUGGGCCACCAGGACCCCCAGGGCCACCAGGACCACCAGCGAUCCUUGGAGCAGCUGUGGCCCUUCCGGGCCCACCCGGCCCUCCAGGACAGCCAGGGCUUCCCGGAUCCAGAAAUCUGGUUACGGCAUUUAGCACCAUGGAUGACAUGCUGCAGAAAGCACAUUUGGUCAUUGAAGGGACGUUCAUCUACCUGAGAGACAGCACUGAGUUCUUCAUUCGGGUCCGAGAUGGUUGGAAGAAAUUACAGCUAGGAGAACUGAUCCCCAUUCCCGCUGACAGCCCACCGCCCCCUGCGCUCUCCAGCAACCCACAUCAGCCACCACCUCCGCUGAUGCCGCUUUCAAGUGUCGGCUACGAGAGGCCUGCACUGCACUUGGUUGCUCUGAACACACCAUUCUCCGGAGACCUUCGAGCUGAUUUGCAGUGCUUCCAGCAGGCCAGGGCUGCAGGGCUGUUGUCCACCUACCGGGCCUUCUUAUCCUCCCAUCUGCAAGACCUCUCCACGGUUGUGAGGAAAGCAGAGAGAUACAGCCUUCCAAUAGUGAACCUCAAGGGCCAAGUACUUUUCAACAAUUGGGACUCAAUUUUUUCUGGCCACGGAGGUCAGUUCAAUACACACGUUCCAAUAUAUUCCUUUGAUGGCCGAGACGUGAUGAAGGAUCCUUCCUGGCCCCAGAAGGUCAUUUGGCAUGGCUCCAGCCCCCACGGAGUGCGUCUUGUGGAUAACUACUGUGAAGCGUGGCGGACGGCUGACAUGGCAGUCACGGGACUGGCCUCCCCACUGAGCACAGGGAAGAUUCUGGACCAGAAAACAUAUAGCUGUGCUAAUAGGCUCAUUGUUCUGUGUAUCGAAAACAGUUUCAUGACAGAUGCCAGGAAGUAA
This is a messenger RNA of Odobenus rosmarus divergens (Pacific walrus), 4158 nucleotides long. It is a transcript of the gene COL15A1, whose product is annotated as collagen, type XV, alpha 1. Lineage: Eukaryota; Metazoa; Chordata; Mammalia; Carnivora; Odobenidae. The transcript is spliced from 43 exons. Bases 1 to 4158 code for a protein of 1385 amino acids. Gene Ontology annotation, cellular component: basement membrane. The record is from RefSeq and is a predicted model, not a curated record.